AUGAAUGGGGUUGUCCAAGGGUUCGUGGCCGCCCUCAAUCUGGUACUCCAGUACGUUCAGGAGUAUGUCAGCAUUCUGGGAGACCCCGCAAGCGCCGUCUUCGGGGCGUUCUCCGAAGUCAUCGGAGACGCAGUGAGUGUACGACGCAUUGCGCAGAGCAUGCAUAUCUCGGAGUCGCGGCCGGAAGAGGAAACACGCGAGAGAACACGCGAGGAAAGGGUCCUGUGGGUUUCCGUCCUCGCAGGUCAGCUCAAAUUCAACAAAGAGACGAACUGGAAAUCCGUUGCCGAGGACAUCCUCAGUCCACCCAUGUCGCCGGCGAUGACCACGGACACCCAGCAUCCUCGACCGCAGCAAGCCCAGGAUCUCAUCGCUACCACCCCUUCUCCCUCUCCUCCCAUUGACAGAAGGAUCUCUGAUGAGAUCAAACCCUCCGAGAAAUUCCUACCCACUCCUACCGUCAGCACCGACAAUACCACGGCCCGGCAAUCAAAGGCCACGGAACUUGACAAGGCCAUCGCCGUCCUCCUUGUCGCGCGAGGCAAGUUCUCCAUGGGCAUCUUGAUCCCAGUCAUCCUCAUGCUUGCCGCGACCGCCGCCGCCUUCUACGACGCUUACUCGAGGCUGGGAGAUCGAGACACAUCCCUCGCCCUCGCAUACUGCGUCUGGUACUCCUGGCUGCUAAUCCUUGGCGUCUGGGGCAACUGCUAUGCGGCGGCAAUGAACUCAGACCUUGCUCGCAGGGCCUUCUCCGAGAUUGUCCACUUUGGUAACGAGCGGGCCGUCACAGUCUCGCUGCGGGACCGCUAUGUCAACAGCCAGUUCUGGGACAACUGGGCCAAGAAGAUGAGUGGAAGACGAGAGUCAUUCAACAGUGACAAAACACAGUCUGACAUGGACAACAACCCUUUGACCUGGAAAAGCUGGCUUCACUUUUGCAUCGGGCAAUUCCUAGGCUGGUGCUGCGUGGGCGUCCCUUCGGGUGCUGCAGCGGCCAUUGCCUGGAACACUCCGACCAUCGGUCUCGGGUGCAGAGCCUUCAACGUCUUGCUCUACGGCGUGUUAUCGUUUGCCGUUGCGUAUCUCAACGUUUUGCGGUCCUGGCUUGUGCUUCGAGACAAGGUCAAGAAACCAGAGCAUUCCGAAAAGGGGUACCGACAGGCGUCCACGCAUUACGUCAGCCAUAUUUACUGGCUUCUGACAUUUCUCAAUUCCAUGGUCAUGGUCCUUGGCACCAUCUUCCAUCUGAUUGGCGUUUUCCGCACUUGCUGGUGUGACCGACUGGUCUGGACUGACGACACCCGGAUCGAGUUGAACAAUAGGACCCACGAGUCCCUGGACCAUGCAAAGCGCUACUGGCUUUCGACUGCCUAUGUUUCCUUCAGCAUCGUGUCCUUGAUUUCACUUGUGGGAAUUGUGUUGCGGCACAAUAUCGCCCAGACGAUGGGCGAUUGGAUCGAUCGUUGCAACCGUGAUGAACAGAGGCGAAGGGAGGAGGCUGACAGGCUUACACAAAUCACACGACUGACGUCUGGUGGGGCCCAAAUCGGAUGA
Canariomyces notabilis is the source of this 1554-nucleotide messenger RNA. RefSeq lists its product as uncharacterized. NCBI's taxonomy places the organism in Eukaryota, Fungi, Ascomycota, Sordariomycetes, Sordariales, Chaetomiaceae. The record is from RefSeq and is a predicted model, not a curated record. The coding region runs from base 1 to 1554 and encodes 517 amino acids. The transcript has a single exon.